Molecule: messenger RNA, 1488 nt
Organism: Paramecium tetraurelia
Lineage: Eukaryota; Ciliophora; Oligohymenophorea; Peniculida; Parameciidae
Exons: 1
Source: RefSeq, a predicted model, not a curated record
AUGUACUAUGCAGAAGAAUAUUCACCUCCACGGAUUCCUUAACUCAAACCCCUUGCUAUUAUUGAAUAGGACGAACUUAUGACUUUGAAAUAAAAAAAAUUGGAAUUGGAACUUAAAUUAAAAUAGAGAGAAUUAGAAAUGAAGUAAAAUCAAAAACAAGAUUAAAAUGAUGAUCAGGAGAACACUAUUUUAAAGAUUCAAUAGACUCAAGAACCAAAAAAAGGAAAAGGAGGAUCGAAAACAAAGUAAACAGGAUAAUAAUAGUAAUAAUCAUAAUCCACUUUGGCAUAAAUGAAGGAAGCUGAAAGAGUUGAAAAUGAAAAAAAAGAGAUGUUAUCAAAAAUAACAUUUUUAGAAAAAGAAAAAAAAGCACUCCAAAAUUAAUUUGAAUAAUUAAAAGAAUCCAUAAGAGCUGAUAAUGUUUAACUUAAGGAAUAAGCUAUUAAAAGUAAGAGUGAAGCUACGACAAUGUAAAAAUAGAAGGAUGAUAUUGAAAAUGAAAAAAAUGCCAUGGUUAAAGAAAAUAGAAAAGUCAAAUAAGAAAUGAAAAUUUGGUAGGACAAAUACAACGAUCUAGUUAAAUCUGCUGCAGAAGCUGAAGCAAGAAUAAAAGCUAAUAAAGAUGUUGUUAAUGAAAGAGAGGAGAAAAUUAAAUGGAUUGAAGAUAGAUUAAAAAAAGAAGAAGAAUAGCAUAAAAAAACUUAGGAAAGAUGCAUGGUCUUAGUUAAUGAAAUCAAUUAAUUAAAAAGAGAAUGUGACAAUUUCAGAAAAGACAAAGAAAGAUUAUUAGAUGAAAUCUAAUAAAUUAAUCAAAAGCAUACUCUAAAGUAUAGUGAUCUAAACGAAUAAGUGCUUCUCUAUUAAAGAGAAUUAAACGAAUAAAAAUUAGGACAAUCAGAAUUUAAGAGAUUAUUGGAUCAAAAGAGCAAUAGAAUUAAAGAUUUAGAAUUUGAAAGAGAAAGAUUAUUAGUUAGAGUUUAAGAUUUGGAUAGAUUAGAACAUAAAUUGGGAGCCAGAGAUAGAGAAAUCAUAGAAUUGGAAGUUGAAUUAGAUAGAGUUAAGAGAAUGAGAGGAACUCAUAUUGUUGAAAAGAUAGUUCAUCCAAUUGGCUAUGAGAUUCCUAGGGAAGUGCCUGUGUAUCCUCCUUAACAAGAUCAUGAUGUUGUAAAGUUGAGGGAAGAUCUUUUGUAUUUGAAAUAAGAGAAAGAAAGAGCAUUGGAUGAAGCCGAAUAUUGGAAGAAUAGAUAUCAAGAUCUAGAAUUAGCAGAAGAUAGAGCUGUUAAUUUAAUGGCACAUCAAAAUAAGAAUGAAUCUGAUCUUAAUGUAAAGUUAUAAGAAGCACGAAGCAUUAUGUUUACAAAAGUCAUGGGUUUAAUUAAUGAUUUGAGUAAAUUAAGAAGAACAUCCAUAUCUAAUGAUGUAAAAGAAGCAAUUGAGCAAGUUCUUAAUAAUCACAAUGAUAUUUUGAAAUACAUAAUGACAUAAUGA